CUCGUCCUCUAGAUCACUAUGUAGUAUACCCAUUUCCGUUAGAUGGUAGCACACACUUCAAAGCAAAUAAAUUUGCGCGCCCUGUCACCUGAUACUCCCUCUCGCGGCGCAUUGUCAUUACUCAUUUGUGUGUCGGAUGGUGCACAUCGUUUUCUGAAAAUGGGUAGUAAAAAACGGAAACGCAGUUCGUCUUCGAGCUCAUCGGACUCGUCGGAGGGCUCUGACUUGGUCGUCAUUCGCAAACAACUCAAGAAGGCCCUAAAAGACGUCAAACGCCUUACCGGUAAGAAAAGGUUGAAAGAAAAUCGCCGCCAUUAUAGUACACGUAACCAACAACGUGGAAGCGAUACCAGCUCAAAUCGCUCCUCAAGCAGCGAGGGGGAACGUUCCACAUCUCUGGACUCGGAGAAAUCAGUGCAGGGGAAUGAGGAGGAUAAAACCCUCAAGAAAUUGCCGCCAGAGAUCCGGAAAAUGCUGGGAUCUCAAAGCCCCCCAUCGGAAAUGAUGGGAAAACCCAUUCACGAAGAAGUGGCGCAAGUUUGGGAGCAAACCUUGCAGAAAGGCCUGAACACGGAAGAAAUCAAAGAUUUGUUACAAAAAUAUCCUCCAAUCGCAAAUUGUAAGUUGGUCCAAGCCCCAAAAUUGAAUGCGGAAGUGAAAAGAGCCAUAACGCAGCAGCAUUCCGAACGGGACGAGAGACUUGCCCACGUGCAAGCUCAAUUGGGCGCCGCAAUGGGGGCGGUUGGUACUGCCCUUACUUUCUGUCUUCAAGAAGAAGGAGGAACCACCUCACAGCUAAUCGAGUUACUGGGUGACGCGGGGAAACUCCUGGCCUCCGUCCACUUUGCUGAGUCCCAAUCCCGUAGAAUCCUGGCUUCAGCAGGCAUUAAUAAAACCUUUAAAUCAACACUGACGGAAACACCGGUCGACGGGUGGCUUUUCGGUGAUAACCUUAGCGAGCGUAUGAAAACGACUCGCGCCCUCGAAAAGACAUCCGAGGAAUUGAAGAUACCUAAAGCAAAGAUCAACACCGGAAAGACUCAAUAUAAUUUAAACUCGAAGAGUCUGCCUCGCCAAUACUCCCAGAGCCGAGGCAGACACAAUCAAUCGCGGAGCAAACAGCAACCGAAGACGGGGAGAGGAGACCAAACGCGACGCAAUCCCUAUUAUCGGCCUCGAACGUCGAGAAUCGAACCUCCGAGGAGGAAACAUUAA
Molecule: messenger RNA, 1215 nt
Organism: Tribolium castaneum (red flour beetle)
Lineage: Eukaryota; Metazoa; Arthropoda; Insecta; Coleoptera; Tenebrionidae
Exons: 2
Coding region: 43-1215 (390 amino acids)
Source: RefSeq, a predicted model, not a curated record